CUGGGUCUCACUGCUAUUGGCUCUGAAACGUCAGUGGCGGGAUUGUUCAAGGCCGAUUUUGUUGUUUUCUUCAGUAACAGCGCGCUAAAUUUCAGCCAAAUUAACGUUAAAACUCCGAUCAGAGGUUGCGGUUAAGAGAGGAUCUGGAAUAUACUGUAUUUGUCACUUAAAUUUACGUAGAAUCGAUGGUAAACUCGAGUUUGUGAAGUUUGUUUAUGUCGGUUUAGCUCUGAUAGUUUGGUUUAACGUUAUUUUAAUCGACACGGACUUAAAGUAGAGUACAGAUGGAGAACGGGGCGCCCGCUUCUCGGUUCCCGUUCCCGUUUAAACCGUACACGAUCCAGGAGCGCUUUAUGGAGUCGCUGUAUGCCGCACUGGAACAGGGCAAAGUGGGCAUUUUCGAGAGCCCCACCGGCACGGGCAAGUCUCUGAGUCUGAUCUGUGGCGCUCUGACGUGGCUCAGAGACCAUGAGGAGAAGAAGAAGGAGGAGGCUGCCAGACUUCUGCAGGAGAAAGAGGUGGAGAGGAAAGGAGAUGGAGAUGGAGGAGAGAAGGACUGUAAUGGAGACAAGAGUGGUGGCAGCGGAGCAGCGACAGAACCAGACUGGGUGUCUGAUUUUGUGCAAAAAAGAGCAGAGCGAGAGAUAGUGAAUAAAUUAAAGGAUGAAGAGAUUAAGCGAAAGAGAAGAGAAGAAAGGCUGGAGAUGAUCAGACACAAUGCUCAGCUUAAAUAUGCAAUGAAAAGAAAGACCAAUGAGGAUAAUGAGGCAGAAAAGUUGCUGCAGCUCAGUAAGCAGGAGCUAAGCUCUGAGGAGAAAUCUCAUGAAGAGGAAGAGGAGGGGCUUAUUGUUGCAGAUUAUGAAAGUGAUGAUGAAGCCACACCCAAACCCAGGAUCUGUGAUGAAGAUGAUGAUGAUGAUCUAGAGGAAGAGCAUGUCACUAAGAUAUAUUACUGCAGCCGUACGCACUCACAGCUUGCCCAGUUUGUGCAUGAAGUGCAGAAAAGCCCAUAUGGGUCCACAGUCAGCUUGGUCAAUUUGGGCUCUAGACAGAAUCUGUGUGUUAAUCCCGACGUGACGCGUCUGGGGAGUGUUCAGCUGAUCAAUGACCGCUGUAUGGAGCUGCAAAAAAACAAACAUGACAAGCAGAGCAAGACAGACUUGGAGCCGAAGCGCCGCCGCAGCGUCGCCAAGGCAACCUGCCCCUUCACAGGGUAUGAGAAGAUGAUGGCGAUGCGAGACGAGGUGCUGGUGAAAGUGCGGGACAUCGAGCAGCUGGUGCAGCACGGCAGAGGCACACACACCUGCCCCUAUUACAGCACACGCCUCGCUAUUCCUGCAGCUCAGGUGGUGGUGCUGCCCUAUCAGACGCUGCUGCAUGCAGCCACUCGCAAAGCAUCAGGAAUCAAACUGAAGGACCAGAUUGUCGUCAUUGAUGAGGCUCACAAUCUGACAGAUACAAUCACAGCACUGCACAGUGCUGAGGUCAAUGGAGCACAGCUCUGCAGGGCUCACUCUCAGCUCUCCCAGUACUGUGAACGCUACAGGAGUCGCCUAAAGGCCAAGAAUCUGAUGUACAUCAAGCAGAUCCUGUUUGUGCUUGAGGGGCUUGUGCGGACUCUUGGAGGAAAAGUGUCACUGAAUCCUGUUACUCAGAGCACUCAGCCGGGGACGGAACUGCUGACCAUCAAUGACUUCCUGUUCAGAGCCCAGAUAGACAAUAUAAAUCUAUUCAAGGUUCAGAAAUAUUUUGAGAAGAGCAUGAUCAGCAGGAAGCUGUGUGGUUUUGUAGAGAAGUAUGAAGGGAAUGGUGUAAACACACACUCAAAUUCUGUGAACAAGGAGAAUCGCAAUACUGAAGGACUUGGGCGCUUCCUUCAGAGCCUCCAGAACAAACCUGCAGCUGCUGCAGAACAGCAGGCAGCAGUAGACGACAGGCCGUCUAUGUCCUCCCCCAUGAUGCUGGUUGAAAGCUUCCUCUUUGCUCUCACGAACUCCAACAAAGAUGGCAGAGUGGUGAUGGACAAACAAGCAUAUCUGUCUCAGAGCAGUCUGAAGUUCCUCAUGCUGAAUGCAGCGGUUCACUUUGCGCAGGUUGUCCAAGAAUGCAGGGCUGUUAUCAUCGCUGGUGGGACAAUGCAGCCUGUUGCAGAUUUUAAGGAGCAGCUUCUGCUGUCAGCAGGGCUCUCUGAGGAGCGCAUUGCAGAGUUCUCUUGUGGUCAUGUCAUACCGCCAGAGAACAUUCUACCCAUAGUCCUUUGCGCUGGGCCCUCUGGACAAGGACUGGAGUUUACGUUCCAGACCAGAGACACACCACAGAUGAUGGAAGAGACAGGACGUGUUCUGUCCAACCUUUGUAAUGUGGUCCCAGGGGGUGUGGUCUGUUUCUUUCCCUCCUAUGAGUAUGAGAAAAGAAUUCUGGGUCAUUGGGAGAAAACUGGUAUUCUUCAACGUCUUGCAGCCAAAAAGAAGGUUUUUCAGGAGCCAAAGAAAGCCAGUCAGGUGGAACAGGUGCUGUCUGAGUACUCAAAAUGUAUCCAGCGCUGUAGCAAUACUGGAGGAGGGCAGACAGGGGCGCUGUUGUUUUCUGUGGUUGGAGGGAAGAUGAGUGAAGGGAUCAACUUCUCUGAUGACUUGGGCAGGUGUAUUGUGAUGGUUGGGAUGCCAUAUCCCAACAUCAAGUCCCCGGAGCUUCAGGAAAAGAUGGCAUACCUGGAUAAAAACAUGCCUCACAUUGAUGGCAGAAGUCCUGGGAAAGCUUUAAUUGAAAAUCUGUGCAUGAAGGCUGUAAAUCAGUCCAUAGGCCGGGCGAUUCGUCACCGGGGUGAUUACGCCUGCAUUGUACUUUGUGAUCGGCGCUACUCGCGCUCUGGCACGCUGCAGAAGCUUCCGCAGUGGAUCAGAUCCAGCACACACACCCACAGCAGCUUCGGCCCAGCCUUUGCCAGCAUCAGGAAGUUUUUCCUGGAGAAGCGGCAAACGCAGCAGCUUUGAGGAGAACACCAGAAGACAUCUCUCAGCCGAGCGGGAGCUUUUCAUGAGCAUGUCUGGCUGUGUGUAUAAAGUGCAUGUAGUUUUGUGACUAUUUAAAAGCCAUGUAAAUAAUUGAGGCAUGCUCCAGCAGUUUCCCCUCUUCUUAAAGUGCCUCAGCUUGUGUAUUUCAGCAGCUGUGUUUCUCUACUGGAGUUCUGGACUCUUUUCUUUCAAACUGAGAACAUUUUACAGCUUCAUUUGUUCAAUAUGUUGAAUUCCUUUUAAAGUACACAGAUCAGCCACUUCAUUAAAAUCACCUCCUUCUACACAUAUUGUCCAUUUUAUCAGCUUCACUCGCUGUAUAGGAGCACUUUUGUAGUUCUGAAAUUUGGGACUGUGAAUUGGCAAGAAUAUGUAUUGUGAUACAGGGGUUAAUAUUUAAUAUAUGGCGAUACUGUAAGAAGGGUGAUAUUGAGAUUGUUUAAUCAAACUCAAAGAAAUGUUUACUUUUUAUCCAAUCAGAACAGUGGGAUCUAACGACAGAGUACAACACUGAUAUCCACUGAUAACACUAAAUGAACCCUGUCCGAUACCAGUUUUAACAUGUUAACUAUUAAUUAAAAUUCAGUAGUUUUGUUUAUUGAUAUUUUUUUUAAAAACAAAAUACUUUGCUAUACUUAAUAUCAAUAUAAAAUAUAAUAUUUCUUACACCCCUACUACCCUACUAUAAUCAUUAAACUUUUUCUUUUGUUAAGAAUUUGUCAAUCUACUGUAUUUUUGCUGAACUAAUGCACGUUUCAGAUUUAGUAUCUCAGAUCAAGCCCCCACAAACAAAUUUGUUUUUAUUUAUAUUUGUUGGUGUCUUUUUAUAACUCGUUCCUCACUUUCACUCCCAUUUAUUUUCCCGCAUGUCCAAAAGCCAUGGAGUAUUUAUGUCCCAACAGCGCAAUUUAAUUUAAUUUAAUUAGUGCAAUUUAAUUAGGGCAAGUAUCUGACCUGUAGUACACAGCUAUACUGACCCACACUCCUUUUCUUGUCGUUUUUCCUCAUUCCUCGUUCCUCCCAUUCACUCUCAUUUUUUCUGUGCCCAAAUUAUUUUUAAUACCUGUUCUGGGUAUGGUGGUCUCUCCUGUGGACUCCUUACUAAGUAUGCAGAGAAACAUAUACAAGAAUACAGUGUUCCUAUAUGAGCAGUGAAGCUUUUUAAAUGGGCAAUUGGUAUACAAGCAAGGAGGUGGUUUUAAGGUGUUGCUCCAUUUUUAGAGACUUUUACUUUUUGACAGUGUGAAUCUGUCUAAUUCUUUAUAUUGUGGCAAAAUUUAUGAUGAGUAAACCAACCAAAAUGCUCCAAAUGAAUGGAACGAAAUCUAAAAUAACAUUUUUUAGUUAUUUUUGUAGUUAUUUUAGAUAUUUUAAUUUAAGUUGCCAAGUUGCUUUUUCACGUGACGGUGUUACGCAGUACAACUGAUGUUUUUCAACUUCACUUGUAACAGAUGUUUUUUUAAAUAAAAUGGAGGCUUGUGUAACAGAUCAGCAUUUAUUUAUUUGUAUAUCUCAGAGCAGCUGCAGUACACAAAGAGUUAGUGCUUUAGACAUGCAGAACAAGGACCUCAUUUAUGCUUAAUCGCACAUGAAAAUGUGUCUAAAUGAUGUGUGGCAGUUUUCCAACAAACAGCGCUACUUAUCAAAAUACGGCUGAACAAUCCAUUCAAAUACCCAAUGGG
Molecule: messenger RNA, 4696 nt
Organism: Astyanax mexicanus (Mexican tetra)
Lineage: Eukaryota; Metazoa; Chordata; Actinopteri; Characiformes; Acestrorhamphidae
Gene: ddx11
Product: DEAD/H (Asp-Glu-Ala-Asp/His) box helicase 11
Exons: 26
Coding region: 285-2993 (902 amino acids)
Biological process (GO): establishment of sister chromatid cohesion; nucleobase-containing compound metabolic process
Cellular component (GO): nucleus
Molecular function (GO): hydrolase activity, acting on acid anhydrides, in phosphorus-containing anhydrides; DNA helicase activity; DNA binding
Source: RefSeq, a predicted model, not a curated record